GUAAGAAGAGAAGUUAGGUAGGAGUGUUGUUUUCAAACAUAAAGUGGCAAAGAAUAGAAUAUAUCUUCAAAAUUUGUGAGAUAUUCGGCAUUUUCGUUUUCUUUUCUGUUGCACUUAUUUUUUAAUUAAUCUUUGUAGCCGUUUGCUUCAUCGCUGAAACCAUGAGAACUGACAGUCAAACUCAGGGUCUACAGUCUCUCUGACUGUCCAGGAAAUAAUUCAUGUGAGCCUUGGGAUUCAUGGAUAAUAAUGGAAGCAAUUCAGGAGACAUCAAAACCCGGUCUUUUCCAUCGCAAAAUUUAGUGAACAAGCUAAUUAAUCGUGAAAUUUAUGGAGCAAAGAAGCCUGGCACUCAUUUCCAUGUAUCAAGAUCCUUCUAUCAAAAUGUCUUCCCAAAUUUAACAGUCAUAAAUGUGGGAACACCCCCCUGUUUCCUCAGGAAGUUUUGUCCUCUGGGCAAAUAUUUUGUUGCGUUUUCCUCCGAUCAGAAAAGCUUAGAAAUUUAUUCGUAUCGGGGCCCAGCCGCAGCAGCCGAUCUAAUUCAGCUCUUUAGGACUGAAUAUGUUGGCUUGCACAACAAUGAUGUGAAUCAAAAUUUGAAAAUGCAAAUUUUCGACAGAUUUUUCCGGCUUAAGCACUAUGUUUUUGUUGUCGAAGGAGCUGGACAGUUGAACCGUGAAUGUAGUCUGUUCACAGGAGAUGGAAAAUAUGUUAUCAUUGGAUCGGCUCAUUUCAUAUCAAAUGAAACUCCCUAUCAUUUUUUUGACAUCUAUACCAACAAUGAAGCUGUUACACCAAAUCCUAGAUCCCCUCUUGAGGAUUAUGCCAUACACAUCGUAGACCUUGAGAAAGGGGAGCUUACAGACUCAAUUGAGUUUAAAGCUGAUAAAAUUUUUCUAUCCCAUAACCAAGGAAUUUACUUGUUCAAGGAUAUUUUAGCAAUUUUGUCUGUGCAGCAUCAGACUAUUCACAUUUACCAGAUUUUAGAUGGAAAAUUCGUGGAAGUUAAGCAAAUCGGAAGGUUCCUCUAUGAUGAUGACGAGUUCAUUGUUUCUCGGUCAUUCAACCACUUCAACGCUCCUAAUUUCAGGGCAAUCCGAGAUUCGUGCCUUAGCCUUCUCAAGCAAAGAAUUCUCUCAUUCAUGUUCCGAAGAGCUCUGAAGCUUUCAGAGACUGAAAAUAAUCCUGCUGUUCUUAGGAAAUUCUUCUUUUUUUACGGAGAAGUAUUAAAGUUACGCUUAUGGAAAAUGCAGUUGAUUGACGAAGAGCAUCUGUUAAUUAAGUUUGCAUCUGAAGAAGUAGUCACAUUACUAGCGGCUGAACCUAACUCCAUGCCUGCCUUUUUUGUCAUCUAUAACUUGAAAACAACUGAGAUUAUCGAAAUUUUUGACAACACAUCUGAUGAAUUAGUACAUAUUCUAGAAACAUUUCCAGAUUUUUUUAGGAAUGCCAAACUGAGGGAAGAGGCACAAUUCACAUGUUCUGCAGCUAACAGUCUCUAUGCUCGGUUGCAGCAAGAAAGGUUUAAAGAGACCAUAGAAAAUGCAAGGUAUGGUGGCAAAAUUGAAGCGGUGAGAAGAAUUUUGGCGCAGCUUCCGAUUAGUGCUCAGUCAUAUAGCAGUUCACCUUACUUAGAUUUAUCACUAUUUAGCCAUGAUGACAAGUGGAUUUCUGUGCUGGAACGUCCUAAAGGAUGUGGGGAAUAUCCCUUAAGGUUUUAUGCACGGGAUUCAGGCUUACUGAAAUUCAGAAUUUACUCUGGAUUUGGCGCUUUAGAAACAAGACCUCCUCCAUCAGCAAGACGAUUAGUUGCAUAUACUUUUCAUCCUACCGACCCUUUUGCGAUCAGUGUUCAGCGCACCAACUCAGAUUACAUUGUGAAUUUUCACCUUCGAUUAGACGACACCAGGCAGUUUCUUUAAUUCACUGUACUUAAAACACGUACCUGAGUUGAUGUUCCUGUUAAAAUGUUCAAUUUUCACUGAGAUAUUGAAUGAGGUUCAUUAGUUACAAAAAGGGAAACAAAAACAGCGCAGAGCGUUUGGAUUUUUAGGUUUUUUUUUGCUGAAAAUAUGGUAGGCCUGUAAUGUCAAGAAAAUGCCAAGCAUCAUUGAUUUUGGUCAAAGACAUAGAGUGCCUUUUUUACACCUUUUUAACAGUUUUUAUCAAUAAAAGAGAUCUGUAGAUUACAAAUCACGCUAUCAGGAAUUUCUUUUUCCUGGUUGUGCGUACGUUCUCAAAGAAUUAGUUUAAAAUUUUCAAGGUUCACAGAGAACCUGUGCAGAACAAUUUUUCCCUCUGAGUUGUUUUGUUUUUCAAAGAAUUAGUAUUUUUCAUGUGUUUGAUACAGAAUAUUUUUUCGACUAGUGGAUCGCUAUGUUCUACAGAUUAUUUUUUGUGCCAUGAUCUCAUCUAGAAUUUGUUGUUAAGUAGUUUUAAUACACUGUUUAUCCUAACACAUCCAUUUUAUUUUUUAUUAAUUUUUCUUUUUUUUGUAUUACUGCUAGUUAUGAAUUAGAGGUCUUUUAAAAUCACUUAUUUUUCAGUUUUCUUUUUGAAAAUUGGAUUGUGUAGAGCCUUGAUGCAUUUAUAGAAUCUUUCCUUCAGAUUAUGGAUCUGGAUUUCUGGUAUAAAUACGCACUGUUCUGUUAAA
Messenger RNA from Bemisia tabaci, 2653 nucleotides. RefSeq names its product de-etiolated protein 1 abo (gene abo). Gene Ontology annotation, biological process: positive regulation of proteasomal ubiquitin-dependent protein catabolic process; protein ubiquitination. Gene Ontology annotation, cellular component: cullin-RING ubiquitin ligase complex; nucleus. Lineage: Eukaryota; Metazoa; Arthropoda; Insecta; Hemiptera; Aleyrodidae. The record is from RefSeq and is a predicted model, not a curated record. Gene Ontology annotation, molecular function: ubiquitin-like ligase-substrate adaptor activity; ubiquitin protein ligase binding.